Hevea brasiliensis (rubber tree) is the source of this 689-nucleotide messenger RNA. RefSeq names its product mitochondrial import inner membrane translocase subunit Tim13. The record is from RefSeq and is a predicted model, not a curated record. NCBI's taxonomy places the organism in Eukaryota, Viridiplantae, Streptophyta, Magnoliopsida, Malpighiales, Euphorbiaceae. The transcript is spliced from 2 exons. The coding region runs from base 157 to 423 and encodes 88 amino acids.
AUUGACUGUACGAAAAGAAUUAAAGUUGCCAAGUUGGGCAGGACUCACUCUGGAGGUUUGAGGCUUGCUUUUGCAAUUGUAAUUCUAGGGUUUAUACAUCGCCCUAUUUUCUCUCCGUUUACCACCGAAUAACAGUAUCGCAUACCAUCGAGAGCCAUGGAUUCUUUUUCGUCACCGUCAAUUGGAUCGGGAUCGUCUAAUAUGUCAACCUCGGAUCUCAUGGACCAGUUGAAGACUCAGCUCGCCCAGGCUUACGCUCAGGAGUUCCUCGAGACUGUUAGGGGGAAAUGUUUUGACAAGUGCAUCACAAAACCAAGUUCAAGCCUGAGUGGGAGCGAAAGUAGCUGCAUCUCCAGGUGUGUGGACCGUUACAUAGAGGCUACUGGGAUUGUUAGCAGAGCUCUUUUCAAUGCACCACACUGAAUUUAGUAGAAAGUUCUCCAGAAGAAUGCACCAACAUUGAGAGAUUUUGCUUUCAUACUUGUAUCCAUCUCAAAUAUUUUGCCAUGGGACAAAUAUUUUCAUUGCCUUGAGUACUAAUUUAUGUGCAGCCAUUCGAAACUGUGUUGCCUCUGAGCUUGUUGCCAUUUAUUCUGCUAGUUCUAAAAGCAUAGCUUGGGAUAUUACAAUGUUAGUGGAGUGGAAUGGUUAUUUUUUAAGUAUGCCAGUAAGAAUAAAUUUUGCUAUUA